AUGGACAGCCCGUACCACCGGGAGCUCCAGGCAGCCAUAGCGGUGGCUGAAAAGGCCGCAAGGAUUAGCCGCGAUGUCCUCGCGGCAGCUUCACAGGCGGCAGGCGCUAGGGAGGUUCCUUCCGAUGCGGCACUAAAGGUAGAAGGAGAAGGAAGCUUCGGCCUUGUCAAGGACGACUUGAGUCCAGUCACCGUUGCCGACUUUGCCAUCCAAGCUCUGUUGACACGCACUCUCCACAAUGCCUUUCCGGACGAUGGCUUCGUGGGCGAGGAAUCAGCCGAUGAGCUGAGAGAGAACCCCAAGCUCCUAGCCCGUAUCUCCGCCAUAUUUUCUUCCUCUUUCUCCGCUGCUUCCAAUUCCUCACCACUGUUCCACGACCCCACCGAUAUCUGCGACGCCAUCGAUUCCUGCGCCACGCUCACUCCUAGCGCCGCGGGUAGGUUCUGGGUGUUUGACCCCAUCGACGGCACUAAGACAUUCAUCCGCGGCCAGCAGUACGCCAUAAACAUUGCACUGAUCGAAGACGGGCGCCAGGUCCUCAGCGUCGUGGCCUGCCCGCUGUUAUCUGCGACCACCACGGCCGCCCCCGUUAACGAUGACAGCGUUGACUCGACCGGAAGGGGUGCCCUUCUCUAUGGCGUGCGUGGCCAUGGAGCUUAUGUCCGGCCGCUGUUUGCCGCGCCCGACGAAGCACAAUCCCGAAGAAUCCCCCGCCAUGCGGACGAUGCUGUAGGUCCUGAGGACCUCCGAUCCGUCACCUGUUGGGCUGCUCUCGACUCUGGCGUGGACGUGGUUCACAAGGGUGUUGCUGAACGGUUGAAUAUCGCAUUCCCUGGCUGUGAUCUGCUUGGUUGGGUUCCAAGAUGGGUUGUGAUGGCCCUGGGCGCUGCUAACACGACCGUCUGGGUGUAUAAAAGGAGAGACCGUUAUGCUAAGAUCUGGGACCAUGCUGGGGCUAUGUUGUUAUUUGAAGAGGUCGGGGGCCUGAUUACCGACGUACAUGGGAAAAAUAUCGAUUUGACGGUAGGCAGAAAGUUCUCGGUUAACUUUGGCUUCGUGGCGGCCCCAUCAAAACUCCAUGGUCUUGUGCUCCGGGCGGUACAGGAUACCCUCAAAAUAGCUGGGAAAGAGGAACUACUUCAGUAA
Dichotomopilus funicola is the source of this 1146-nucleotide messenger RNA. RefSeq lists its product as uncharacterized. The transcript has a single exon. The coding region runs from base 1 to 1146 and encodes 381 amino acids. The record is from RefSeq and is a predicted model, not a curated record. Gene Ontology annotation, molecular function: 3'(2'),5'-bisphosphate nucleotidase activity. Lineage: Eukaryota; Fungi; Ascomycota; Sordariomycetes; Sordariales; Chaetomiaceae. Gene Ontology annotation, biological process: sulfate assimilation.